AUGCGACUCCGCACGCCAGACGAUGACCAGAUUGCGGACUUGAUCUCAAGCUUACGCAUUCAAUGUGUUGAUAGACAUCCCAGGACCAUUUACCAUAUUCCGCUCAUAGAAGCUCCCCGUCUAUAUGGCCGCGAAGAAACCCUCGCCGAGAUCACCUCUCGACUGUCACCUGAUGCCCACAACAACUCCCUCCAAUUCUUUGCUCUGUAUGGCAUGAGUGGCGUCGGCAAGACUCAGGUUGCCCUGAGGUAUGCCAAUGCAUCCCGCGACAAAUUCGAUUUGAUAUUCUGGAUCUCGGCCUGCAGUCGAAGAGUGCUCCAGGAGAGUUUUCAGACAGUCGCGACAUUGCUAGGCUUGAACAGACCAGGCACCACGAAAGAUGAUGAAGAGCUUGUAUCAAAUGUGCAUACCUGGCUUUCGUCAACAGAAAGCCGCUGGUUGCUUGUUUAUGACGAUGCCAACGAUGUGCAUCUCCUCAGCGACUUUUGGCCAUCGGCUAUGCGUGGGUCUAUACUCGUCACUGGCCGAAAUCCAGCAAUUGCCUUUAGUCUAACCUCGCGCGGACACCGGCUGCAUCCCUUUGAUGUCGAUACUGCGUCGAGAAUGCUUCUCAAAAUCCUGGACCUCGAUAGCGAGUCGAAAUUACACCAGAAGGACGCGGAGAAUGUUUGCACCAGGCUGGGAGGUCUCCCGCUUGCGCUGGAUCAAAUAGGCGGGUUUAUUUUCCGGAGAAACAUCGCGUUGAAGGACUUUUUGGCCGUGUAUGAUGAAUACACCGAGGAAAUUGAUGAUGAUAAGACCAUGAGCACGGAUGGCCGGUGUCUUGCUAGCCUUUGGGGUCGGGAUAUAGCUGGGCUCUGGGGAGGUGCGCAGACGCUUCUUACGAUCCUGGCGUUUCUCAGCCCCAAUGGCAUAUCAGAAAAGUUCCUUCAAGAUGCUGCACUCCGUGUACGUUGCUCAGAUAUGGAUUUCAUGUACGAGAAAGUAAGACUCUCGAUGCAUCGACUUAUCCAGCGAGCCGCCAUUCGACGAAUGGACCAUGAUAAACAAGCAAAUAAUUUUUCUCUCGUCGUGGCUAUUGUAUCAGCGAGCCUCACAGGGUCGCCGAUUGCUCCAAGACAUACCCAAGCCGACAGCUGGGAGGCAUGUGAGCGGAUCUUGCCACACGUUGACAACCUUCUAGAACUGAACCAAGAGUUUGAUAUCGUUCAGCGCUUCCAUACGCCGCUAGCGCAACUUCUACUACGUUGUUCGGGACAAGAACGAUAUAGUGCCGCUCUACGCUACAUCAAGACAGCUCUCGAAAUGCUCCCCGCAGAAACGCUUGCGCGUACAAGUGCAUUGGACCUCUGGGGGAUAACGAACCUUGCGAUCUGCCGCCCGAAAGCCGCACUGCAGGCUUUCAAAGAGGCGUACAACUUGCGCACAGCAACCCUCCCUCAGGACCAUAUCUCUCUGGCCGGAAACAGCGUCAAUCUGGGCAUUGCGUGGACGGAGUUGCGGGAAUUUGACGAGGCAGAGAUAUGUCUCAGGCAAUCGAUCGAGAUCCGGGAGAAGCACCUCGGCGAGAAAAUUGGGAACUCGUGUGGCAACAUGGCGAGUCUGCUGCUCCGGGCUGGAAGGAUAGAUGAGGCCGAGAAAAUGCUGCGGCGCUGCUGCUAUUCAACGAACUUUACGGACGAAGCACUCUUGGAAACCACGAACCCGCGGCUAUCUGGCGAUCUAAUGCUCCUAAGCCGAGUUCAAAGCGUCCAAGGGAAUCGCGACAAAGCACUGCGCUUCGCAGACAGAGCUUUGAAUCUGCGGAAGGGCAGUGUGGACGGUCGUCUCAAGGUCUGCGACUCGCUCUACCAGUUGGCGGUGCUCGGUGCCUCCAGUGAUGCCGGGCUAGCAAGCCAACUCCUUACCGAAUGCAUCCAGUUUGCUGCCAAACUUCCGAAACUUGAGGGAAUUGGCCAUCUUGCACGCGCCAAUUAUCGGCUCUCGCGAAUCUUUGGGGAACAAGGACGAGAGGAUGACCGGGCGACGUGCCUCGAGCAGGCUACUCAAUUCCAAGAAGAAUUCCUCUUGAUAAAUGGAGAGGAAGCAUUGGUUUCGGACAAGUUGAAUGUCGUCUUUUUUGACCAGUGUGUGCCCUGGAUGCUAUGGUGA
This is a messenger RNA of Penicillium macrosclerotiorum, 2151 nucleotides long. RefSeq lists its product as uncharacterized. NCBI's taxonomy places the organism in Eukaryota, Fungi, Ascomycota, Eurotiomycetes, Eurotiales, Aspergillaceae. The coding region runs from base 1 to 2151 and encodes 716 amino acids. The transcript has 5 exons. Gene Ontology annotation, molecular function: ADP binding; protein binding. The record is from RefSeq and is a predicted model, not a curated record.